CCCUCUCCAGAGAACUCUCCAUAGCACCCUUCUUUUUUCCCUCCUAAAACUUUUUUCUUUUUCCUCUCAUAAACAUAAACACAAACACAUAGAAGACACAAAAAAAGCUAACAUGGGAACUUUGGUGGGACAUGUAGCACCAGGUUUUGGGUUCAUGCUAAUAGGUUUAUGGCAUCUCUUCAACCACAUCAAGCUCCAUGCCAUUAACCCCAACAACUACACUUCUCCACCAUGGUUCCCAACUUCAAGCUCCAAGUACCUUGAGCUCUUCCUCAUCAUGUUUGGCUGCACUGCUUCCAUAUCCAUGGAGCUCUUCAUCGGCCCCGACCGCCACCAACCCUUCGACCCUGACGGCACCAUUCCCUCCAACCACCUCCACAAUUUCGAGCACUCCUCCAUCUCCAUGACCUUCUUUGUCUACGCCGCCUUCGCCAUCGUCCUCGACAAACUCAACAUCCAAUCUCAACAUAGCAUUACUCAGUUGAUUGGAGCCAUAGCCUUUGGUCAACAACUCCUCCUCUUCCACCUCCACUCUGCGGACCACAUGGGCCCGGAGGGUCAAUACCACAUGCUCUUGCAACUUCUUGUCCUUAUUUCUUUAUUAAGUACCCUUUUGGGGAUUGGAAUGCAACGAAACUUUUUAGUAAGUUUCGUGCGUUCCAUUAGCAUAUUCUUUCAGGGAAUAUGGCUUAUGACCAUGGGGUUCAUGUUGUGGACCCCAGGUCUUAUUCCGAAAGGAUGCUUUAUGAAUCUCGAGGAGGGUCACAAGGUAGUUAGGUGUCGUGAUGACAUGUCACUUUAUCGCGCCAACUCUCUUGUGACCAUCCAGUUCAGCUGGUUCUUCAUUGUUGUCACCGUUUUCGCGGUGUCGCUGUACAUAGUUUUGGUCAAAUUUUACAAAAAAAUCGAAUAUUUUCCUACCAUGAAUGAGGAAGAGGAGGAGGAAGAAGACGAGUCAAGCCAAGAUCUUGAGACUCCAAAGAAGAACAUAGUUGGGAACCUCAUGAGGUUCAUCCAUGUCGGAAAGCCGUAUUCAUCGCUUGACAUUGAAAGGUAAUAAGGUUUGAAAUACAUGGCUGUAAAUUGCCGUCACAGUCAACUGCUGUAAUAAGCCGCAACAGCAGCAAUAUUGAGACAUGAAGCUAGCAAAUUAAACUAUGAAGGAUUACUUAGGUUUGUGGUCCCAAAAUACGUCAAACUCCAUUCAUUUUAUUUUUAUUUAUGAUAAAAAUUGAGGUUCGAUUAUUUUUACGUAAAGUUAAUACCUAUAAAUUGUUAAAUGAUUUAAUAGAUUUGAUUAAAUUAUUAUUUAACAAUUUUUAACUAUUAAUUUUAUAUAAAAUUAACUGCAUUUGAGUUUUUAUCAUCUACAACUUUAAGUUAACAUCAUAUAAAUUUUUUAAUUGGUGGCUAGUUUGUUAAUUAAUUGAAAUAUAUGUUGUUAACUUAAAGCCUAUAUAUUAUGUGGAGAUAUAAAACAAGUGUAAAUUUUGGGUGACGUUGUAAUUAGUGGUUAGGUGGGUUGGUUCAUGGUACAGCAAUACAAUGUUUGUUUUAGUUUUUCUUUUCCCCGGCAUUGGGGAAAAGAGAUUAAAUUAAUUAAGCCAAGUGAAAUUAAUGUGAUUGGCUUAAUUAAACUUGUGCGUGUGGAUUACAAUGUUACAUACACGUCUAUAUA
Messenger RNA from Arachis stenosperma, 1678 nucleotides. RefSeq lists its product as uncharacterized. Bases 113 to 1057 code for a protein of 314 amino acids. The record is from RefSeq and is a predicted model, not a curated record. The transcript has a single exon. NCBI's taxonomy places the organism in Eukaryota, Viridiplantae, Streptophyta, Magnoliopsida, Fabales, Fabaceae.